UCUUCCUGACGCGCGCCCCGCCCUCCCCAGCUGUGCACCCUCGGUCCAGCUGUGCGCGCAGGUCGGGAAUCCAGCCAUGUCCGCGGAGAAAGAGGUAGCGGAGCUGGCCACUUCGGUGGCGGCGGCCGAGGCAGGGGCCGGGGAAGACGCCCCUUCGCAGCCCCCAAAAGCCGAGGCAGCAAGCGACCUCCAGCCGCCCAAGGCCUCUGAGGGGUCCGCAGCUGCCUCGCCGCUGCGCAGCCUGGUAAUCACCGGCUUUGGCGGCUACGACAAGGUGAAGCUGCAGAGCCGGCCGGCCGCGCCCCCGGCCCCCGGCCCCGGUCAGCUGACGCUGCGGGUCCGGGCCUGCGGGCUGAACUUCGCAGACCUCAUGGCCCGACAGGGAGUGUACGACCGGCUGCCGCCGCUGCCCUUCACCCCGGGCAUGGAGGGUGCGGGCGUCGUGAUCGCCGUGGGCGAGGGAGUUAGCGACCGUAAGGUAGGGGACCGGGUGAUGGUGUUGAUCCGGUUAGGGAUGUGGCAGGAGGAGGUGACUGUGCCAUCAGCAAACACCUUCCUGAUGCCUGACGCCAUGACUUUUGAGGAAGCUGCUGCCUUGUUGGUCAAUUACAUCACAGCCUACAUGAUCCUCUUUGAUUUAGGAAACCUAAGGCCUGGCCACAGCGUCUUGGUCCACAUGGCUGCAGGUGGUGUGGGUAUGGCAGCUGGGCAGCUAUGCCGUACUGUGGAGAAUGUGACAGUGUUUGGGACAGCUUCCGCUGGCAAGCAUGAGAUGCUGAAGGAGAAUGGGGUCAUGUACCCCAUUGAUUACCACACAGCUGACUACGUGGAUGAGGUCAAAAAGAUCUCCCCCAAAGGAGUGGAUAUCGUCAUGGAUCCCCUGGGUGGGUCAGAUACUGCCAAGGGCUACAACCUUCUCAAACCCCUGGGCAAAGUUGUCACCUAUGGAAUGUCCAACCUGGUGACAGGCCCCAAGCGGAAUCUGAUGGCCCUGGCCCGCACGUGGUGGAAUCAGUUCAGCGUGACAGCUAUGCAACUGCUGCAGACCAACCGAGCUGUGUGUGGCUUCAACCUAGGCAACCUGGAGGGUGAAGUGGAGCUGGUCAGAAAUGUGGUAGUCCGCCUCCUGGCUCUGUACAACCAGGGUCAAAUCAAACCCCGCAUUGACUCCGUCUGGCCCUUCGAGAAGGUAGUUGAUGCCAUGAAACAGAUGCAGGAGAAGAAGAACGUGGGCAAGGUCCUCCUGGUUCCUGGGCCAGAGAAGGAGAACUAGGGCGAGGGUCUGAAGUCCCAGGAAGGGAGAAGUCAGGAAGCCCCGUUCUGUUGACCACCAACCUCUUACAGUUCAUCCUCUGUCAUAAUGCGCUGCCCUUCCUCCCCCAAAGGUCUCUAUGAUGAUGACCACUUCCCUGCCCUCAAUCUUUCUCUCUGGUCAGGGCUGUGCCCUCCCCUUUCUUGCCCUCAGAAGAGGUUGGGAAGUGACCACUUGGAUGUCCAGGCUCUGUCGAGAGGACAGGGAGGGUCAAAGGGAGGCAGGCCACUUCCUGCCCCCACCCUUUCCCUGGGCCUGCUGUGCUGCUUUUGUGCCAAGGUUAACCAGUCCAUCCCCUGUUCUGUUGUGCGUACUUCCUCCUCUGCCUCAUUUCCCUCCUGCCCCUGCCCCACCAUCUCCCCAAAGAAUUGGAAUGUCAGCUCAGGAUCUGUGUGAAUCCAGCGUGUACCUGUCUCUUCCUAGUGUCCCUUCAGCCUGGGCCGACCAGCGCCCAAAUCUGGGCUCAAUCAGUUCCCACCUUGUCUUCUGUCCCCAACUUCUUAAGCACAAUUGGAUUUCUUCCACAUCUAGGUUUUCUGCCAUUCUUAACCAAGGCUGCCUCCUACAACAAAGGCAGGAAUCAGAGUGACUCCCUUAGUCGUGACUCUGGAAUACUGAGCACCCCUACCCUUUACUGAGGUCUCUGGAUUUGUUCUCAGUGCCUUAGCAUCGGAAAACCUGUGCUAGUGUGUGUAUGUAGGGGGUUUCCUGACUCCAGCCUCCUUGUCCACCCUGUCCUCCCCUGUGCCUUCCUUGUCCUGGUGGAACUGGGGUUUUACUCCUCCCCAGUCCUACAACACUGCCAAAAAUCUGUGUAUGUGCCAGCAGGUAGGGAGCCAACCCCUAUCCUCUUGGGGUCAAGGCAGAAGCAGUGACCUUCACUGUGGUCUGUGCCAUGUCCUGCCUCUUGUCAGUGGUGGAGGAGAAAAGGCAGGAAGCUUUACCAGCCAGAGCUCUGAGAAACAUUGCUGUGUCUUGGUCUGGGACCAAAGUGAAAAUCGAAGCAUAUUCCCUUUGCAGUCAAGGGGGCCCCUUUGCCUUCUCAGAGCAUAGAGGCAGCUUUUCAGCUCAGCCCCAAACUUUGUUUACUUGGGUGGGGAGGUAGGGAGGUUAGGACUUGGGCUGCUGGAGCCAAAGUGGGGACUUGUGGGCUGGGGAGUAUUUCCCCUUGCUUCAGAGCCAGGAUUAGGGAGGGUUAUUGCCCCA
Molecule: messenger RNA, 2518 nt
Organism: Castor canadensis (American beaver)
Lineage: Eukaryota; Metazoa; Chordata; Mammalia; Rodentia; Castoridae
Gene: Vat1
Product: vesicle amine transport 1
Biological process (GO): negative regulation of mitochondrial fusion
Cellular component (GO): mitochondrial outer membrane
Molecular function (GO): zinc ion binding; oxidoreductase activity
Source: RefSeq, a predicted model, not a curated record